Molecule: messenger RNA, 6719 nt
Organism: Gallus gallus (chicken)
Lineage: Eukaryota; Metazoa; Chordata; Aves; Galliformes; Phasianidae
Gene: TMED8
Product: transmembrane p24 trafficking protein family member 8
Exons: 6
Coding region: 27-989 (320 amino acids)
Source: RefSeq, marked validated
GGGCCCCGCGCCCGCCGGCCCUGCCCAUGUCGGACGUGCUGGCCGCCGCCGCCGGCUCCCGGUUCGAGCCCCCGGCCGCCGGGGCGCUGGGCGGCUUCAGCGGCCCUGAGCUCUCCUCAGAAAAUGAAGCCGCAGCCCAGAGGACGGAGCCCGCAGAGCAGCGGGGUGACGGCUCGGAGCGCAGCGCCUCGCCGUGCGGGUCGCAGAUAGGGUCACCUGUGAGUGCAGACACGACAGAGGAUUCCAAGGAAGGCAGUUGCACUGUGGAGGACCAGAAAGUGGCUGAAGCAGAAGAGAAACUGCCUGACCAAAUCCAGUCCACCAAAGAGGAAGCUCUUGCUCGAAUGACCAAGUACCACAUACAUCAAGGAGCAGGAGAUAUAGUCAUGAUUCAAUCAGAUCACACUGGUGCUGUGGAUAUCCUUUCAGCUGAGCUGGAAACUGCAGACCUCCUUGGGGAGCAGAGAAAAGCUCAGCCUCCCCCUCUGGCUCCACCUACUACAUGGACCACAGGGAAGAUGAAGGAAUUCAAAGCCAAGAUGGGAAAGGAGAAGAGUGCUAAGAUGGUGGUGAAACGAGGCGAGGUGGUGACAGUCCGUGUGCCAACCCAUCCUGAUGGGAAACGUGUUUGCUGGGAGUUUGCUACAGAUGAUUAUGACAUUGGAUUUGGAGUCUAUUUUGACUGGACCACUGUUACUAGCACUGCCAUUACUGUUCAGGUCAGCGAAUCCAGUGAUGAGGAGGAUGAAGAGGAGGAAGAGGAAAUUGAAGGACUUGCCCCUGUUGGUGAUGUGGAAAGGGGCUCCAAAAGCUAUCUGCGGAACCGCUAUGGAGAAAUCAUGCCUGUGUAUCGAAGGGACAGCCAUCGGGAGGUGCAGGCAGGCAGCCACGAAUACCCAGGCGAGGGCAUCUACCUGCUGAAAUUUGAUAACUCAUACUCUCUCCUCCGCAAUAAGACUCUGUUCUUUCACGUCUUUUACACUAGCUGAAGGGAUGGGAAGGGGCAGGGACGGCAGACAGGAGGUGGUGAGCAUAGCAGGCUGCCGCCCAGCCCUGAUACUCCCUGAUGGGCACUUCUGUGUGACAGAACAAAGGCACAACUCUGCUAGCAGCUCUUCAGACACGACCUGGUUUCUCCCCACACCUUUCUUCCCAGCUGUCCCGGUGGAGAAGGGUGGUUGUGACUGGUUAUCCACAGGCAGCUGUUAUUUCUAUAAAACUAUGGGAGUCCUGCUCUUGUAGAUAUUGUGUUGGGCCUUCAUCACAGCCAGUAAAUGCCCAGAGGCCAGGUGCAGCUGGCCUUGGUUUCUUUCUGUUGCAGUGGUACAAAAUGAAGUCAAAAUAUUCUUCAUCUGUUGCUGUUCUGUAAAUCUUCAGGCUCUUCUGCUCUAUCUGAAUCACUAGAGGGCAGCUGUCAGCUGCAGGCUUGUCACCAAACCACUGGCAGUCUUAUCACUUACCACCACUACGUGUCACCAGCUGCCGGUGCUUCCUUCGUUCCUAUAUGUGGGGAUGCAGCAUGGCCAUGCUAAAACAGCCAGCUCCAACCCACGGUACCCAUGUGUUAGAACAGAGUGUGUGGGGCUGGGGAGGGGGGGGUGCAUAAAUAGAAGUUCAUAGGAAAAUUUUCCUGUGGAUCAAGAAUUAGGUGUUGCAUCUGUAGAUUAUAGAGAUAUAAAAGUUAUGAUUAAAACUCCAGUGACCACAAAGUUUUUUUUUUCUGCAGUCCAGGUGUAAAACAGAAGAAAUGGUUUACUGCUGUAUUGAAUAAAUAUGAAAAAGCUGGGAUGCAACCAAGAAAUAUACAAGAAAUGUUUCUUUGUAGCAGCGUGUUGAUUCACUGGUAUUGCUGCCAUAAUAGUUGUAUAAUAGCAUAUAUAGGAAGGAAGAUGCUCCCAAGGGAAGCAUACAUUCUCAGCUGCUAUUGCUGUUACAAAGGUAUUGUUGCAAAAAGAACAGAAACUCGAAAGGGGUGGAAUUUACCCAAUCCUUUCUGUAAACCAGAAUGAGCAAGGCCAUUGCUAGCCCUGAUCGUGUGGUGAAGGAUAGAGUUCCUUGGCAUGUUUCAGUGGCUAGUGGUGGCACUUCCUGCUUGAGUAUUGGCAGAGUUGAACAAGGAUUACGUUAAUCCUUCAGAGAUGAGUUUCAAAUCACAUUUAUCAGCAGCUGUUGUUUAUGUUAAUACUUCUAACUUAAAAUCAUGCUCUUUUUAAGAAUAGUAAUGUGUUUACACUUUGAUACCUCUUUGCAGAGACACAGAACGGCUAUUUGCACAGUGAUGCUAGUAGAAUUCUGAGUUUUAUUUUUAAAUCCUCCAGGUAAAGCGCCUCUAUUUAGUCCAUUCCCUUUAUUGAGAGGGAUUGAUGAAGAAAAUGAUUUUGGGGUAGUUAAAGCCAAAGAUUUCACUGUCCUAGGAGGUCUGUAUAUUUCCUCUUAAGGCUAUAUUGUAAUGCUGUGGAAUUUUCUUUAUGUUCCAGCUCUUCUAGCUAUCUCUGAUUACUUAUUCACUGCCCCAGAGCACUUAGUAGGUCAAAAAGCUGUGAGUGUGUGAGUGUGUGAGUGUGAGAGAGAGAUGUUUAUAGUGGAGCAGCCCAAGCUUGGAGCAGGAAGAAGGAAAACCAGAAAACUGGUUGCUUCCUGGGUGAGCAGGCAGGGAGCAGAGCUGGUCAGGGUAAGGAGUGAGCUGGUGCUACUCUGGGCCCUGAAUUGGAAGCCUUUCUCAAAGGAGAGAGAGAACCUGGCCACAGGGGAGCUGCAAAGCUGUCCCUCAAGCAGUAGGAAACAUAGGGCAGCCUUAUGGCGAGGUAGAACAGUAAGACUUGGUAUCUGCCGUAAUAAAGUGAUCUUUAGUUCAGCAGCCUGGGGAAUAUUAUUCCUUCCUUUUACCCCUCCAGGGAGAUGAAGGACCAUCUUGUGGCCUUUGUACAGCAUUUGAAUCAGGCCUGAGCAACUUGCAUAGGGCUCUUCUUCCCCCCCCCCCCCCCCCCCCCCUCUUUUUUUUUUUAACCCUUUGCCCAUGAAGUUCUUUCUCACUAAGAAGAGGGCGACUUUUCAUUGACCAAACAUGUCAGUGCUGCCCAAUGCAAUGUCUGCCUUUGGUCCUUUCUGCUAUAAUCUGCAGGGCCUGUGUGUACUUGAUAGUUAAUGUAUGAGACACUGUGUGGCACCUCAUCCGCUUUCUAACCAGGAUUUAUUUAUGAUAAAGGGAAUUUUGACCUAUGCAUAGGAUAUACUUGCUACAGUUGCUGAUCCUCAGUUUCACAGCGUACUGUGGAAUACUGUUAUUGCCACUAAGUAAAUGUUUCUCCUAUAAUGUGGCCUCCCUAUUGCUAAUUCACAGCCACUUCACCUCUCACUGUAUUUUGAUCAUAUCCUCAUUCAAAACACAUUUUUUUAAUGUUGUAAGAUGUGAGUAAGGCCUGCCUGACUACCAGUUCUGGUCACUUACUGAAACAAGUAGUAUGUGCAAGUUAGCACGAUAACUUGUUAGUGGUUUUAGUGAAGAUAAGCUGCCUUGUAGAUGGUGAUCCCAUUGCUCAGUUCUAGCUUUCUGAAAUGUGGACCAACCUUUUAAUGGGGCUCAGGUCAUCUGUUUGGAACUGUCCCAUCUCCUAAUCUCACUGACUUAAGCUUAACAGAAGCAUCGAAUCUGGCAUGGUAUCCCAAUCUGUAUGUGCCUGUCCUGCAAAAACACGAUGCCCAUAAACAGACUUGCUGUGGUGGAACUGAAAGUAUCUAGUGUGUAUUAUUUCACUGCUUACUCUUCCUGGAAGCAUGUGGUAUCUCUUACGAACACAAAACAGUUUUUGGCAUAGAAUAGUUCAUCUGCAGGAAACAGAAGCUUUACAGUUGCACAGGAUAAUUACCCUUUGUUUAUUCUUUAACUUCCACAUCACAUAAAUGUUUCCCAGGUGUUAAAGUAUCAUUCGUUAUCGAAGUGACAACUUCUUUUUAGGAAGGAUCUGUAGUCUUUAUUCAUUUUCUGAUGAAUUCCCUAGCUUGGAUGCGUGGCUACUGAUUAACACUGGCCAUUUGCAUUCGAAGUUGAACUCGUAGUAUGUUCAAAGAAGUAAUCUUGUUUCUUGUGUCCUUUUUUCUGCUAUCUGUGUAUUCUGGACUUGUAUCCGAUCCCGCUGUCUGCCGAGGCAGUGGUGGAAGCCCUUCUUGUUCUAAUUAUAAACUAGUGGGACUAGAUAUUGGGUUUAGAAAGAAAAAGUGAUCUUAAAAGGCAUUUUCACUUCAGAGAAGGAAAUUAAUCCUUGAGAAAGGGAAAUUUCUUCUCCAGAAGAAAGACUUAAAAAUGUUUCUUCCUCCAGUAGACUGUAUCUAAAAAUUGAGAAAGCUCCGCUAAGGAAUAAGCUGCUCUACAUUUUGCAGAAUCUUUUUGUCGUCGUUUGUUUGCUUUUGUAAAAGCACAGAAUUGUUUUCCAGUUUGACGUGAAUAUGACUUAGAUCUAACAACAACAUUUUCAUGUUCAGACAGAGACAUAAAACAAUCCUGUGGCGUAGGAUUUGCAUAAAAAUUAGGUUGUAUAAUUGUCUGUUUAUAACAAUGGUAACAAUAUGUUGGGUAUUUUUUAAUGUCAAAUCAGGUAAUAAGCUAUCUGUUGUUUUAUCUUGCUCUUCUCCCCUAGCAGUAGUGUAGCAGCAGGAGUUGAAAGUGUAUGCAUUUCACUGAGGGCUGAGAGUUAAAAUUGCUUAAGUCAGGCACUGCUUGUACUGAUUUAAUUUGCUAACCAACUCUGGAGGCCCAUGUUAAAAGGUUAUUGGUGUCAGAUAUAGGCUAUUCCCAAAGUAAUAUUUGGAACUCAUUUAAUAGUUAUGUACAUUAAUACUACCACUGAGCCACUUACACGAACAGUAAGAUGAAAGUGUGUGCUUAAGGAGAGAAAGAGCUUAACUGACUGACUUGAGGUACUAAGAUGAAAGUUGAGUUACUAUGCAACAGCCUGAAAGGUUGCCACAUUCUUUUCUUUUUGGUCCUAUCCUGUGGGCUGUCUCCUUGUAACUGUGUGCAUAUAGCCAUGUAUGGCCUGCAGUGGAGCCAGUUGUGCUGCUGGAUGUGGUGGGGUAGACUGGAGGUGACCAUUGUCACAUGUCUAGUUGCUGAAAGAGGUACUUGUUCUUGUGUGCUGGAAACUGGGGGUAGAGAAUGGGUUCACUUUGUCUCCACUGCUUAUACCCUUCCUUUUUGUCUUACUACCCCCUAGUACACUUUGCAGAGGAUUUAUCACAAAGUGCCUUAGGAGGUAGGAGCAUGUCUGAAGUAAGAGCCACAGAUGGCAUUAAUCCAAGGGUUUUCUUCUCCUUGUUUCUCUGCCUAUUUGAGUAGAGAGGAGGCACUAAGAUCGAGCAAGGAGAGAGUCCUGGUUGGCUGUCCUGGGGAUUUAAGCUGUUCAUUAGUCUUCCUUGUUGCUGUAAGAUGAGUAGUAGAAUUGUUAGAGUUUUCCGGCACCAUGGGAUCUUUGCCUUUAGAAAGAAAUCAUAAGCUGCUGCAAAAUAUUCUGGAACACCAAAGGAUGAUUACUUCUGAUAUUCUGAUGGUAAGCCUGAGGACCAGAGAAACAGCAGACAGACAUAAAUAGCAUUCCUUGUGGCCAUUCAUCAUUUUAGCAAAGUGAGUCCAGUGUUGAGUGGUGUGUGCUUGUGUGUAUUGAGAUUGGAUGAGAGACCAAAGCAACAAAGGGGUUUUUGGUCUGCAAAUAAGAGAGAAAUGGCUUUCUCCAUUUCUUGUACCUGGAGAUAAUAAUGGAAUAUCUGAAUUGGAAGAAGGGAAAACUGUGAACUGAUCUUGUUAAAUACAUAAGCCAAUUAGGCUUUAUUUAAUUCUAAUUAAUCUAAUUCUAAUGAGAAGCCACAAGUUUAUCAGGAGUCCAAGUGUGAAGUCACAUCGUUAGAUAAAUUAGUAAACACUUACUAAAGUUUUAGAGUGAACAUCAAACGGCAGAGUCCAAACUCAUCUUGCUAGGCAGAGAAUUUCCUGUACAACUAUCCUGCAUUUGCCUCCAAACAGUCUCUGGCAUUUUAUUCCAAAAACACUCGUGCUGUUACAGCUGAAGACAGAACAUCAGGCUGAAUGGAUGCAUCUGUGGUUUGUCAGUAAGGGCUAUCUGGUUUAAGCCCAUCUGGACUGGUGAGUGAAGUCUCUUAGGCAUGAAGCUGGAUGCCAACCAUUGAGCUCAGAGCUAAAGAGGCUUUGCCUGACUUUUAAGUCUAGAAGCUGUUCUUGGAAACUGAAUAGUUGGAGAUGAUCUUCCUGUAACUUCUUGAGUGCCUGAGUGACUCACUGCUCUCCUCAGAGUGAAGCAAUCUGCUCUCAAGUCCCUUCUCCAAGCUGCUAACGUAGUCUUUCAGUGGAGAGUGUCUUGUAGGUGGUCAUCCUUUUUUUUUCCCAGACAUAUAUUGUAAAUUGUGACAGCUGUCUCUAAGUUCUUAUUUAUGUGAUGUGAAUACACUUUGUUGUCCUGGAACCUCAAAAUUCAUUUGUCUGUACCAACCUGUUGCUUUUCAUCUCCUCUGAAGAAAUUAGUUUUAAAGGGAGGUUACUUCAACAAGAUGUGGCACUGAAUCUCUUGCUGAAGGGCACAUGUGAAUAUUUAUAGGGUGUUUGCUUUCCUUCCAGGCUUGGUUUGUAUUGUUUAUAUUCGAUGUGUUGUGGCUGAUUUGUAAUAUAUUGAAAGUUAUUCCCUUUAAAUAAACUUUUCACUAUGCAAUCACAA